AUGGCGUUCCAGGACGACUCCGGUCUAACCCUCCUCGGCCCCCUCACGACCAUAUUCACCCCACCUGCUACCUGCCAUGACCUCACUGUCCUCUCAAUCUCUACUGUCUUCAGCACCGUUAUCACCCUGACAAACACUAUCUCCGACGGCUCGGCCGUCUCCGUCCAUACCGUCCCCACCGUCACCACUUCGACCACCGCUUACCUCGAGAAAUACGACUACGUCCUCGACGGCUCCUGCUAUCCCGAGGGCUACACUACCUACUCCGCCUACUACUCCCCCGGACGCUGCCCCGCCGCCUGGGAGGGCGUUGUCACCACCGCCCAGAACGGCGAGACAACCAUCCAAUGCUGCCCCACCUCCUUCACCUUCAGCGGCGAGCUCUGCCGCUCAUCAAUCACCGAAAGCACCACCACAUCCGUCGUCCUCUAUAAGAAUGAGCUCCGCGUUGACCCCACCCCAACCGCAUCUAACAUCCCAGAUGGAAUGGUAUGGGCCACGGGCAUAGUCGUCCGCUACCGCGACGGCGACUUCCCUGCCACCACCUCGAAGUUCUCCUCUGCCGUCAAUUCCAUCGCAGCGCCCACCUCCACUCCCUCCACCCCCUCCACCCCCUCCACCCCCUCCUCCUCCGAAUUUAACUCCGGCCUCUCCCUCGGCGGCAAAAUCGGAUUAGGUCUCGGCAUCCCCGUCGCCUUCCUUUUCUUCCGCCGGCGCCGCGCUGCCACCACCCCUACCGUCGCCGGCCCUCCCCAAGCACCACCGCAAGAACAACAAGCGUACUCUCAACCCCCACAUCAGCAGUACUCUCAACCUCCACCCCAGCAGUACUAUCAGCCUAUGGAACAAACCUUGCCUGCGGGCUACUGGGAGACUAAACCCUCUGAGAUGGCACGCGCGAGCGAGAUUUACACCCCGAGUGUAGCAGGGUCGCCACGCUUUAGCGGGGCGCAGAGCACGGGAUAUGCGCCGAUUGCGCAGGUGGGGGCGUACGCGCCUGUACAUGAUACGGGGUAUGCGCCGGGUGUAGGGUCGGGGCAGGUGGGGGCGUACGCACCUGCGCAUGACAUGGGGUAUGCGCCGGGUGUGGGGUCGGGGCAGAAAGGGUAUGGACAGGAGGCUAGGGCGCCGAGCGCGGCGCCAGCUGCGGCACCGGAAUACGCAGAGCAAGCGAGCACACCGAUUGUGCCAUCACAGAGGCUGUCGGCGCCGCCGGUGGAAGGGGCGUCGAGGCACUGGUCUGGUGGUGGGGGACCGUUACCUGACCCGGCUGAGUUGUAUCCGGAGUAUGCGGACGGGGGAUGAUGAUGAUAGUGUGCAUGGUGGUAGGAGGUUACUGAGGUAGGGUUGUGGAUGUGGGGGGAAAUACCCAAGUUCUGUGUAUAUAUUUUUGAGCUGAAAGGGCUGGAAGGAAUAGAGCCUAGGUGAUGUAGAUUUUUGUGGUUCAGAGUGUAUAGGUAGGUAUAUACCCCUUUGGAGGGAGAUGUGGAUAUUGCGGCCGGGGGCUUGUUGGAUUUAAUGCAAUACAUAGUUGAAAUAUAGACUUCUGACUUCAAGUAUGCGAGUCUUUAUUGGCUGCUGUGAUUCUGUAACCCGUCCCCCUUUUUCUUUUGUCGUUUAGGAGAAGCGAGUCAUUUGAAACCGCGCUUCACGCCCGUAGGCUUCCGCCGAGGGCAGCUCAGCCUUCCUAACCUCAAAAGGUCGGGAAUAAGACAAAAAGCGCUAUACCUUAGAAGAUAGAAGGCAGUCGCUAGUGGUCACUACCCAGCUACAGAGCAACCCAUCCGAAGCAACCGAAUAAUA
Molecule: messenger RNA, 1803 nt
Organism: Pseudogymnoascus destructans
Lineage: Eukaryota; Fungi; Ascomycota; Leotiomycetes; Thelebolales; Thelebolaceae
Exons: 1
Coding region: 1-1305 (434 amino acids)
Source: RefSeq, a predicted model, not a curated record